UGAACACCCUUUCUCUCUCUCUCUCUCUCCAUUCUGCCUCCCUACCACCAGAAUAUGCAACCGCCGCCGGAGUCCGGCGAGCCCACCGGCAACGCCCUCGAGGAGUGCCUCCGCCUCCUAGACGAGCUCCCUUCCGCUGCUGCCUCCUCACCGGCUUUCCGCCGCCACUGGCCCUUUAUCUCGGCCUCCCUCUCGUCGCUCUCCGCCUCCCUCUCCCACCCCGCCUUCCCGCCCUCCGCGCCGCUCCUCACGCCCCUCGCCUCUGCGCUCUCGGCUCUCCUAUCCGUCUGCAGCGGCCCUCCUCUAGGCCACCUCCACACCGUCUCACUCCUCUCCUCCUCCUCCGCCUCCCUCUCCCAGCUCGCAGCCGACGCGCGCCUGCUCGUCUCUCCACCCUCCGCCGUGGGCGACGGCGAUGGAUCCGACACCCUGCUGCCCCGCCUCCGUCUCGGCUCCGCCGUUUCCCGCGCCGCGGCGCUGGACUCGCUCUCCGAAUCCGUCGGCUCCCUCCCGGCGCCAUCCACCGCCGCCGCCGUCUCCGCGGUCGCGGCGAUGCUCGACUCCGGCGACCUCCUCCCCGCCUCCCGCGACAAGGCCGUGUCCGUGCUCGCCGCCUUCGCGUCCUCCGACGCCGCGCGCCGGUUCCUGAUCCAGGAGUCCCCCACCGUCGUGCCCCACCUCUGCCGCGCGCUCGAGUCCGGCGGGGCCAGCGCCGAGCAGGCCUGCCUCGCCCUCGAACCCCUCACCGCCUCGUCCCGCGACGCGGCGGCGGUCGUCGCGUCGCGCGGCGGCGUGGCCGCGCUGCUCGUGGUCUGCGCCGCGGGCACCCCGGCGUCGCAGGCCGCCGCCGCGGGCGUGCUCCGGAACGUCGCCGCCUUCCCGGACCUGCUCCCCGCGUUCCGCGACGAGGGCGCGCUGCCCCUGCUGCUGCAGCUCGUCUCGCUCGGCACGCCGCGCGCGCAGGAGCUCGCGCUCGGCUGCCUCCAGAACCUGACCGCCAGCGACACGGACGAGGGACAGAGGCUCAAGGUCGAGGCCUUCCAGGAAGGCGCGCUCGGCUGCGUCAAGGACUUGCUCGAGUCGUGCCGCGGGGACGAGCCGGGCCUCGCGCCGGCGUUCGGGCUCCUCCGCAACAUGGCCUCCUUCCGCUACAUCGCCGAGAUCGCCGCCUCGGCCAGCUUCGUCGGCCACGUCGUGGCCGCGCUCGGCAGCGACAAGGCAACCACCCGCGCGGAGGCCGCCAUGGCGCUGGCGGAGCUGUGCAACGUCGGCAGCGGCAAGGCGAGGAAGGAGGUCGGGGACGCGAUGCCGAGGCUAGUCUGGAUGCUGGAGGCUAAAAUCGUCACCGAGAGGGACGCCGCCGCGAGGGCCCUGGCGGCGCUCGUCGCGGCGAGCAGCUACCGGAAGCUGUUCAAGAAGGAGGAGAUGGGCAUCGUCAACGCUGUCCAGCUGCUGGAUCCGGCCGUCCGGGGCGUCGACAAGCGGUUCCCGUUAUCGCUGCUGCUCGCCGUCUCGCGGUCCCGGCGCUGCCGGAAGCAGAUUGUGGCGGCCGGCGCGUGCGGCUUCCUGCAGGGGCUUGUGGCUGCGGAGGUAGACGGCGCCAAGGAGCUCUCCGAGUGCCUGGGCAGGGGCAAGAUGCUCGGCGUGUUCCCCCGGACGUGACGGCCGGCGAUCAUCGAUCACGCUCCAAUUUGGGCGAGGAAAUUCAUGGUCCCUGCACUGAUCGAAUCUGUAACGUGCUUUAAUCACUUCAUCUGCUGCGUGUUCUCUGUAUGAAUAUUUGUACAUGUUCUCUGUAUGAAUCUUUGUAAAGAUGUUGAGUGCUGCUGCUCACUGCCUCUA
Messenger RNA from Lolium perenne, 1842 nucleotides. RefSeq lists its product as uncharacterized. Gene Ontology annotation, molecular function: protein binding. Lineage: Eukaryota; Viridiplantae; Streptophyta; Magnoliopsida; Poales; Poaceae. The record is from RefSeq and is a predicted model, not a curated record.